This is a messenger RNA of Solea solea (common sole), 1644 nucleotides long. Its product is annotated as melanocortin-2 receptor accessory protein 2A-like. Gene Ontology annotation, biological process: regulation of adenylate cyclase-activating G protein-coupled receptor signaling pathway; protein localization to plasma membrane. The transcript has 3 exons. Gene Ontology annotation, cellular component: endoplasmic reticulum; plasma membrane. The record is from RefSeq and is a predicted model, not a curated record. Gene Ontology annotation, molecular function: type 3 melanocortin receptor binding; type 4 melanocortin receptor binding; type 5 melanocortin receptor binding. Lineage: Eukaryota; Metazoa; Chordata; Actinopteri; Pleuronectiformes; Soleidae. Bases 379 to 1059 code for a protein of 226 amino acids.
CCCCUCCUCACACCACACACACACACACACACACAGCAGACUCGACUACUGCUGCUUCCAUGGAGCGCAUGUUUCAGUAUCCCAGCGGUUUAAUGAGCCACCAGAGAAGCGGAUGUUGGGAAAACAGUGAUGCGCACUGAGCAGCGCCGAGGACUCACGGGCAUGAUGACUGCGAGGGAGUUUCUGCGCUACAGUGAAGCCAUGGAUUUCCCUGCUCUUUAUUACGUGUUCGGCAUGUUUCCUAAUUCCUGAACACGCGUGGAACACCUGGGAUUGUGCUUUGUAAACUUCACGCGUACGCAUGCACGCCAGCCCGGACCAUUGACGAGGGAUUUCUUGCUGGAGGGUUGUUGUCAAGGCGCAAAGCACAGGUCUGAAAUGUCGGACUUCCACAACCGGAGUCAAACCAGCGCACGUCGGGGAGACUACGUGUGGCAGUAUGAAUAUUAUGACGACGAGGAGCCCGUGUCUUUUGAAGGUCUUAAAGCGCACAGAUACUCCAUCGUCAUCGGUUUCUGGGUAGGACUCGCAGUGUUUGUCAUUUUCAUGUUCUUUGUGCUCACGCUGCUCACCAAGACAGGAGCACCACAUCAAGAAAAUCCAGACGCUUCCGAAAAGCGCCAACAACCCGGGAACUGUCUGGGCGACAUCGGCGGCCCCCAGGAGGAAAACGAAAAAGCCUUCUCGCGACCGCUGCUCGCGGCACCCCGCUCGUACUUUCACUUCUACAUCAGCGAGGAGGACCAGGGCGAGGGGAAGCAAAAGCCAGAAGACAAGGGAGCCGGGAAGCACACAAGGGCUGGAGCCCAGCAGGGGAACUGCAGCCAACCCCGAGGAAUCAGCUGCUUGGGCGUGGAUGAUAUGGAGGAGGAUGUGGACGAAGGUGGCGGACACCAAAGUCACAAGGGCCUAAAGGGGGAAAGUCAGAGAGACAGAGAACACGCCUCCUUGUCUCACUUCAGCAUCCCCAACUUUGUGAAUUUGGAGCACAGUUCAACGCUGGGGGAGGAUGAUUUGGAGUAUGAGCACUCCAGGGAUGUGCUCUGUGACAUCCCUUAAGGCUGCUGCUGCUACAUGGACAAAGUGGUGUUUGUUAUGUUAUUUGCUUUACGUUCGUAGGCCAUUUGUGACCUAACGGGGAGAAAUCCUUGUCAGCUGCUUCACACAUCUACCAUUUUUUCCUUCUGAAGCUUCAAGUGUUUUUAGGUUUUUACCAUCGAGCAAGAAAGAGGCCAACAACUCCCUACUAAGGGGUUCUAAAUGUUCUAAAAGGACAUUUUCAUGCUAAAGAUAAAACUGUCUUUCACUUUAGCUCCUCCGAGACACAGUGUGUCUGUACUGUACCUGAACAAGAUGAACAGAUAGAAGGUCUCCAGGGGAGAUAAUGUUGUGUAGAAACAUUGUUCCCGUCAGGGCCCUUUGGACGAUGGAUGGUUGAAAAUUGAAUGCUGUAUAUAAGAAAAAAAAAAAAAUAUCUUAAAUUAGUGGCAAAAAAAAAACCCUGAACAUACCAUUGUUCUCUUUACAGUGAAUGUAAGUCUGAGACCUUGGAUAAUGAUGAAGAGUUAGUCAUCAACAUCCUGUUGAUGCUCCGUGGUGUUGGCCCCAAAUAAAGACUGAUGUGGUCUUGGAAAUGAACUCAAA